Heterotrigona itama is the source of this 273-nucleotide messenger RNA. The record is from the annotation of a GenBank genome assembly. Lineage: Eukaryota; Metazoa; Arthropoda; Insecta; Hymenoptera; Apidae.
UUCGGCGAUUUCGUACCGGCGUACAAGCUGGACGCGCACAAAGGGAUCGCUGUCUGCUCGUUGUACUUGUUAUUUGGAAUUGCUUUGCUGGCGAUGAGCUUUAAUCUGGUGCAAGAGGAGGUCAUCAACAACGUGAAGAACGUCGCGAAGAGGCUCGGCAUCAUCAAAGAGAGUGACGACGAGGAAGAUGCCGACGACUACGGCGCGUACGACGUCGAAUACAAUGACGAGGUCGACAACGAGCUCGAGGGCUACGUCCUCGAUGAUACCCCU